GGUGCCGCCAGGACCGAUCUGCCGGCGACCCGGCCGGGAGUGGACAAGCGGCGGCGGCGGCUGGGGACACCCGGCGUAAGCCAGGGCGGGCCGGGAGCGCGGGCUCCCGGUGGGGCCGUGUUCGGCGGAGUCGGCCUCGCUUUGGGCACCUGAUGCAGGUGCCGGCCUGAGCCCGGGGUCCCGCCAUGGAGUUCCUGGCAGCCCCGCAGCCCCCCGCAGGGCCCCCAGCCAUGGCCUUGGAGGAGCCCCCGGAGACUCCCGACGCCCCGUGGGACCCCGUGCGGGGAGGCCCCAGCAGCCCCGGGCGCACGGCACCGGCCGGGUCAGCCGUGCCGGACCUGGCGCGGCGGCUCGAGGCCCUGCCGGGUGAUCUGGGGGAGCCGCGCACCGGCGGAGCGCACGUCGCCACGGGCCACGGCCAGGCGGCGCUGGGGACGGCCGACGUGCACGGGCUCCCGUCGGCCGAGGCGGACCGGGACGACCUGCUCCGGCGCCCCGGGGAGCCCGCCCCGCCGGAGUGGACGGAGGCCGCGGAGCAGGGCGGCAGCCGGAGCUCGGGCAGCUCCCCAGAGCCCUGGCUGGAGACGGCGCCCCUGGUGCGGCCCGAGGAGCCGCCCGCCCCGUCCAGCGGGCCCGAGCCGGGCACGCAGCUUUCUGUCUUCCAGAGCCCGGAGAGCCUGGCGUCAUUCCCCGCCCUCCCCGAGGGGCCCGGGCCCUGUGACCACGAGGACCUGCUGGACGGCGUCCUCUUCGGCGCCAAAUACCUGGGCUCCACGCAGCUGCUGUCCGAGCGGAACCCGCCCCCCAGCACGCGCAUGGCCCAGGCCCAGGAGGCCGUGGACCGCGUCAAGGCCCCCGACGGGGAGACGCAGCCCAUGACUGAGGUGGACCUCUUCGUGUCCACCAAGAGGAUCAAGGUCCUGACGGCCGAGUCGCAGGAGGCCCUGAUGGACCACGCCCUACAAACCAUCUCCUACGUGGCGGACAUCGGCCACCUGCUGGUGCUCAUGGUGCGGCGGCGCCUGGCGCGGGGCGCGGGGCCGCGGGAGCGCGAGCGCCCCGCCUACAGGAUGGUGUGCCACGUGUUCCACUCGGAGGACGCCCAGCUGGUCGCGCAGGCCAUCGGCCAGGCCUUCGCCGUGGCCUACAGCCAGUUCCUGCGGGAACACGGCGUCGACCCCAGCCAGGUGGGCACCCGGCCGAGCGCCGCCGCCGCCAGCGCGGGCCACCUGCAUAACGGGGACCUGGACCACUUCUCCAACAGCGACAACUGCCGGGAGGUGCGCAUCGAGAAGCGCCCGGGCGAGGGCCUGGGCCUGGCGCUCGUGGAGUCCGGCUGGGGCUCGCUGCUGCCCACGGCCGUGAUCGCCAACCUGCGGCACGGCGGCCCGGCCGAGCGCUGCGGGGCCCUGAGCAUCGGCGACCGCCUCACCGCCCUCAACGGCAGCAGCCUCGUGGGGCUGCCGCUGGCCGCGUGCCAGGCCGCCGUCCGC
Oryctolagus cuniculus (rabbit) is the source of this 1493-nucleotide messenger RNA. Lineage: Eukaryota; Metazoa; Chordata; Mammalia; Lagomorpha; Leporidae. The record is from RefSeq and is a predicted model, not a curated record.